AUGGAAAGGAACAAAAAUACGACGUUAUAUUUUUACAAUAGCACAGAAAAAGGGACUGAGGUGGGCCAGGCUGUGGACCUGCCGAGGAUCAAAGGACGAUAUGCGAAUGGAGUCGUUAGGGUGAAGCUCUUUCCAGGGCAAGUAGAAGAUAGUGGGCAGUACGUCUGUGCGGUGAUAAGCGAUGGUGUCUAUCAAGAAGCUAUCGCCCAGGUGAUUGUUGCAGGUUUCUUUGAUGUGGAGGCAGAACAUGACGUCAUUACAGCUGUAAUUGGAGAAAAUGCCAUUCUUCCCUGCCGGCUGAUUACGAAACAUCUGCCCCCUAGCAUGGAGCUGCAAUGGAGGAAAGUUGGACCUGGGGAGGUUAAGACAAUCUAUCUCUACCUCUAUGAUGAAAGCAGCCUCCUGGUUAAUUCUUAUCCACAGGAUGACAAAUGCUCAAAUGGUUAUUUGUCUCCAAAUGGAGUCAACAGCAGAGAAUGGCUCAGGAAGAAAUAUGAAAAAAAGGCAAAAGUUUUUAAAGGAAAGGAGUUUGGGAAAGGAAAUAUUUCUCUGCAACUGAACAAUAUUCAGGUGGAAGAUGCAGGGAAAUAUGUAUGUUCUGCCACAGCCAACUCAUUUCACAGAGAGAUCAUCACUGAUGUCUUGGUUAUAGAGGAACUCCAGGAGGAAACAGUUUCUCUGACCUUAUCCAUCACACAGGCUAUUUCUGCCUCUGCUCAUGCUGCUCACCAACGGCUCUACUUAUCAGUGCUGCAGGAGGACCUAGGAACCAAAGGAGCAGAUUGGUGUCUUACUCUGUUUAUUGCUGUGUAUUGCUGUGACCAUCUUCCCUUUUCCAGGAAAAUGCAAAAAGGAACCCCAGGAGCAAACGGGAGACUUGGACAAGAGAAUAAAGGAACCCAAGGAGCAAACGGGAGAGUUGGAAAAGAGAAUGAGAGAUUUGGAAAAGAGAAUGAAGGAACUCCAGGAGAAAAAGGAGGAACCCCAGGAGCAAAUGGAACAACUCCAGGAGGAAAAGGGAGAAAUGGAAAAGACAAUAAAGGAACCCCUGGAGGAAAUGGGAGACUUGGAAAAGAGAAUGAGUAA
Messenger RNA from Mauremys reevesii (Reeves's turtle), 1086 nucleotides. RefSeq lists its product as uncharacterized. The transcript has 17 exons. NCBI's taxonomy places the organism in Eukaryota, Metazoa, Chordata, Testudines, Geoemydidae. The coding region runs from base 1 to 1086 and encodes 361 amino acids. The record is from RefSeq and is a predicted model, not a curated record.